Molecule: messenger RNA, 1359 nt
Organism: Lottia gigantea (owl limpet)
Lineage: Eukaryota; Metazoa; Mollusca; Gastropoda; Lottiidae
Exons: 8
Coding region: 1-1359 (452 amino acids)
Biological process (GO): regulation of membrane potential; monoatomic ion transmembrane transport; chemical synaptic transmission
Cellular component (GO): membrane; synapse; neuron projection
Molecular function (GO): extracellular ligand-gated monoatomic ion channel activity; neurotransmitter receptor activity; transmembrane signaling receptor activity
Source: RefSeq, a predicted model, not a curated record
AUGGAUUUAAAACAAGUGACGAUUUUUCUUCUGGAUUUAAUGGCCAUAGCUAGUGCCAUUAAUUCAGACAUCCAGGCUAGCAGACUUAGACUUUUUCGAGACUUAUUUCUAUCUUAUGAGGCCAGUUUGAUUCCAGCUGAACAAAUCAAUGUAACAUUGGGAUUGGAACUCAUCAAUAUUGUGGAAUUGAACGAAGUGAAGGAAUACCUGGACAUUCAUUGCUUUCUUUACACGCAGUGGACAGAUAAACGAUUGCAAUGGAACAGUACAGAAUAUGGUGUACCAGACCUGCGGGUUUUAAUUGGUACCGUUUGGCAACCAGACAUUUCUUUAUAUGACGGGGUAGAGGAGCCGCAGAUGUUUAAUGAUGGGCGAGGUUUUGUUUUGUCCAAUGGUUUAGUCAUGUGGAUUCCAGCAGUGCGAAUUAAAGCCAAAUGUAAUGUGGACGUCAAAAACUUCCCUUUCGACACCCAGACCUGUACGAUGAAAUUUGGAUCGUGGAUUCACAGUGGUAACUCAUUAGAUGUUCAAACACGGGAAAGCGAAUCCCAAUCAGCUUUCCAAAGUAAUUUACCCGAAUCAAGAAAAGGAUGGCAACUGGUUAAUUCAUCCGUCAGACGCGAUGUUACAUAUUAUAAGUGUUGUCCCGAACCCUACCCAUCUAUAACUUUUACCUUAACUUUAAAGAGAAGUCCAGUAUAUUAUGUUCAUGUGUAUAUUCUUCCCGCCGUUUUAUUAUCAUUAUUGGUGCCUAUUCAACUAUUUUUACCUCCAAAGUCUAAAGAACGCAUAACAAUUGGAACUGGACUCAUUAUUGCUAAUAUACUAAUGGUAUUAAGACUACAAGAUGUUCUUCCUGAUCAGCAUCUAGAAAUUCCUCGACUAGGAAUGUUUUACAGUUUGAAUUUAACAUGGUCGGUUUUGUCAGUUCUGACGACGAUAUUGGUUUUAAACAUUCAUAAUCGUGGUUCUAGACAAGGGCGAGUACCCGAAUCUCUACGAUCGGUAUUUUUAAGAAGUUUAAAAAGUAUUGUAUGUUUGGGAGAUGACAGUUACUACCCAUUUACUUCUUCUGAAAGCGUGUCGAUGAAAGGAUUGGAAAAUCCCUGUGUACCUGAUAGUCCAGGUGGUAAUAACCCAUCCUUCAAAGGAUCUGGAGCAAAAACAGAAUCUUCUAUGGUGAAAGAAGUCGAGUAUAUUGGUAAACAAGUCAAUUUACUGACGUGUAGAUCUAAUCUUCAGGAAGGCCGAGAUGAUAUACAGAAUGAGUGGAUGCAGUUAGCCUUAGUUUUAGACCGUGUUUUCUUUUUCUUUUUCUUUCUCUCUUAUUUGAUAUAUACAGUCGUCAUCAUGGCAUAA